This is a messenger RNA of Penaeus monodon (black tiger shrimp), 1005 nucleotides long. RefSeq names its product oxysterol-binding protein-related protein 1-like. The record is from RefSeq and is a predicted model, not a curated record. The coding region runs from base 310 to 1005 and encodes 231 amino acids. Gene Ontology annotation, molecular function: protein binding. NCBI's taxonomy places the organism in Eukaryota, Metazoa, Arthropoda, Malacostraca, Decapoda, Penaeidae. The transcript has 5 exons.
UUGAUGUUUACAUGCAUAAGCUGUGCCUCGAAGGUGUUACCCGGGUCGUGUCAAGUGUCAUCGGGCUGGCAUAAAUGUGUCAUAGAGGCUCUCAUGGAAAUGUCAUAGGGGCUGGCAUGACUGUAUCAUAGAAGUUAGAAUGAAAAUGCCAUCAGGGAUGACAUGAAAGCGUCACCAGAACUGGGAUGACUUGACUCUAAAAAGGUGGUGAGAUUCCUUGACACAAGACACCAUUGUGACAUUAACAAGGAAUGCAAAACGGGAAAGCAAUCAUUAAGUUGAGAUAGCACAGUUGAAGGCUGUUUAAGAAUGGGGGACAUGGAGCAGUUUGAAGACCUACUUCUCAGAAGUGCUCGAAAUGGUGAUUGCAAGACAGUGGAAGAAAUUCUGCAAGCUAGAAAAGAUGGCAAAGUCAAUUUAGACAUAAGCUGCAAGGGUAAGAGUAAAAGUAACCAAGGAUGGACCCCUCUGCAUCUUGCAAGUUAUUUUGGUCAUCGAAACUGUGUGGAAGUUCUUUUGCAACAUGGAGCAGCCUUGGAUGAGUUGAAUGAUGCCGGUGACACUCCGUUACAUAAAGCAGCAUUAACUAAUAGAGAGGAUGUAGUAUUACUGCUUUUGGAGCACGGAGCUAGUGUAUCAACCAUCAAUGGUGAGGGACUGCGUCCAUCAGAUCUUCCUCGUGAUGCCCAAGGAAACCUGUAUAGGGAGGCCCAGCAGACUGGGGUGACAUUUAGGUGUCCUCUAGCUCCUCCUAAUUUCCUUCAAUUUCCUGUGGCCACCUGGACCUACAUAAGUCUUCGAGACUUUUGUAUUCGUCUGGUUGGUGCGCCUCUAACCUGCUAUCCCUUUGUAGCAAGGAUUGGCAGUAAGGGAGAGGCCCAACACAGAACUCCGAUCCCUCAGUGCACUGCAGAACGCAACCAGGCUGACGCUGAGGGGGGUCGAGUGCAGGUACCUUGUAAAUUUCCACUAUCACCUCUAAAUUUCGUACUUUCUCUCCUCUAA